Coccomyxa subellipsoidea C-169 is the source of this 1977-nucleotide messenger RNA. RefSeq names its product ATP-binding cassette transporter. Gene Ontology annotation, molecular function: ATP hydrolysis activity; ATP binding; ABC-type transporter activity. Gene Ontology annotation, cellular component: mitochondrial inner membrane. NCBI's taxonomy places the organism in Eukaryota, Viridiplantae, Chlorophyta, Trebouxiophyceae, Coccomyxaceae. Gene Ontology annotation, biological process: intracellular iron ion homeostasis; transmembrane transport. The record is from RefSeq and is a predicted model, not a curated record. The transcript is spliced from 14 exons. Bases 1 to 1977 code for a protein of 658 amino acids.
AUGCUGCUCAGGCAGAUCGACGAGCGGAGAUCUUCAGAGGGAGCCCAAAUCCCCCAAGGACAGCAGAGCAGACGCGUGCCAGAGGCAGCUACUGCAGCCAGUCUUCCAAUCGAGCAGCCAGACACCAAAGCUGAUGCAGCAAUAGCAAAGGUGCUGGGAAGCGACGAGGAGGAGGCGGCGCGCACCUCUAACACGGAGAUCCUGCGCCAGCUGGCGGAUUAUCUGCUGCCGCGGGACAACGCCGAGUACCGGUGGCGCAUCGGCACCGCUCUCUCUCUGCUGGUCGCCUCCAAGGCCCUCAACGUGGCGGUGCCGUUCAUGUUCAAAUACGCGGUCGACGCGCUGACGGCCGAUCCCAGCGGCGCCGUUUUGGCGGCCACGCCGUUCUUCCCGGUAAUCCCGGCAGCCGCGCUGCUCGGCUACGGCGCCGCGCGCGCCACGUCAUCGCUCUGCAACGAAUUGCGCAACGCUGUCUUUGCAAAGGUGGCGCAGGGCACAGUGCGGCGAGUGGCGGCCGAUGUUUUCGCGCAUCUGCAUGCGUUGGACAUGCGGUUCCACUUAGCGAGGGAGACCGGAGCAUUGAACCGGAUUAUUGACCGGGGCACGCGGGGCAUCACCUUCAUCCUUUCGUCCAUGGUCUUCAAUGUUUUCCCCACGCUGUUCGAAGUCACUCUCGUUGCAGGCAUGCUGGCGUACAAGUGCGGCCCGGUAUUUGCCGCGCUGACGGCCGGCGCCAUCGGCACCUACUCAGCGUUCACCAUCGGCAUUACACAGUGGCGCACGCGCUUCCGGCAGGCCAUGAACAGGGCUGACAGCGAGGCGGGCAAGCGAGCGAUGGACUCGCUGAUCAACUACGAGACCGUAAAACUCUACGGCAAUGAAGCCCACGAGCAGGCCCGCUACGACAUGUGCCUCGCUGAAUACGAAGCGGCUGCGCUCAAAACGCAGACGAGCCUGUCGCUGCUGAACUUUGGGCAGAGCUUCAUCUUCAGCUGCGCGAUUUCGGCCGCCAUGGUCGCGACCGCGCACGGAAUCGGUGCCGGGGAACUCACCGUUGGGGACUUAGUCAUGGUCAACGGCCUGCUCUUCCAGGUGUCGAUGCCGCUGAAUUUCCUGGGGUCGGUCUACCGCGAGACGCAGCAGUCGCUCAUCGACAUGGGCGCGCUGUUUGGCUUACUACAGCAGAGAUCCCAGAUAACGGACAGGCCUGAGGCUGUGGAAUUGGAGGACUCUGAAAGCGGGUAUGACAUCGAGCUGAAGGAUGUCACCUUUGGCUACAGGGCAGACCAGCCCAUUCUGCAGGGCUUGUCGCUGCAGGUACCGGCGGGCACGAGUUGCGCGGUGGUGGGAACCAGCGGCAGCGGAAAAUCCACGAUUUUACGCCUGCUGUACCGAUUCUAUGAGCCAGACGCCGGCACCCUCAUGCUUGCAGACCGGCCGCUGGACGCAUACAGGUUGGCGAGUCUGCGAGCAAAGAUCGGCGAGGUGCCUCAGGACAUGGUGCUCUUCAACGAGACCAUUUUCUACAACAUCGCCUAUGGCAGACUCGAUGCACCGGCCGAGGAGGUCUAUGCGGCCGCGCGCCAAGCUGCCAUCCACGACCAGAUUCUGGCGAUGCCCGACGGCUAUGAAACGGUAGUGGGGGAGCGGGGCCUCAUGCUGAGCGGCGGGGAGAAACAGCGGGUGGCGCUCGCGCGCACGAUACUGAAAAAUCCCCGCAUUCUUUUGUUUGACGAGGCGACCUCCGCGUUAGACAGCGGAACAGAGCAGUCCAUCCUGGCUGCUCUGCAAAGCCUCGGCCGCGGCCGGACCACGCUCUUUGUCGCGCAUCGGCUCACAACCGCCGCCCAGUGCGACCAGAUAGUGUACUUGGAGAACGGUCGAGUGGUGGAAUCUGGGAGUCAUUCUCAGCUGCUGCGAGCGGGCGGCCGCUACAAGCAGCUCUGGGACAACCAGGCAUCCAAUGUCAACGCCUGA